This is a messenger RNA of Neolamprologus brichardi, 930 nucleotides long. Lineage: Eukaryota; Metazoa; Chordata; Actinopteri; Cichliformes; Cichlidae. The record is from RefSeq and is a predicted model, not a curated record.
AUGCACUGCGCCAUGUUUAAUGAAAACCAAAACACGGCAUAUCAGCACAAGCACCUCGUACCAGCUACCAAGAAUGGCGAAGGAGGGGUGAUGAUGUAUGGCUAUCCCACUACUCUAUACAGAGCCAAAACUGAAUACCAGAGUGAAUUUGAUCGCUUCUUGAAAACCAAGCUCACUGGAUCUAUAACAUUUGAAGCUGUUCAGAUCAUGGAGAAAGGCAGGAAGAUUUUAGAGAAACAUCUGGAUGCUUUCGUCCCCAGGGAAUUAUGCCCCAACAUUUGUGGGCUUCUAAUUAGAAGAGUAAUGGAUUGCGUCUCUUGCCGCUACAAAGUAUACAUCUGUCCCUCUCCGACUGGACAACAGGACUGUGGUGAGUAUCCGGUGCAGGCUGAGGAAGGAGGCCAGGCUUUGUUGAAUUGUUUUCUUCCGUGGCAUCGUCUUCUAUUGGGUAGACCAGAGUACCACUACUCCUGGGUGCCAGGAGCAUCAGAGACUAAUAAGACAAAAGCUGGCAAAUCCAGCCGCCUUUACUGUAAUUUCAAGGGAAAUUUCUUCUUCUCCUCCUUCUUCACAGUCAUAUCGUCGCCUCACCAGACUCACUGGCCUUUAGUCACUCUGCCCUCCCUGCCUCAUGGAGACAGCUACUCACCUUUUCAGCCUACGGAGGCCUUGCUUGUGCCACUCAUCGCUGUGGUUACGGCUUUGACUCUGACAGCGAGCGUAGGACUCGCAGUUGUCCUGAGAGUGAUGAUGAAUCAGCAAAGAACAGCAACAGAACUGAGGAGAAGGAGGAAGGAGGAAAACGGGACAGAAAACAUGAUGUGAUAGCUGAACUCAGUACAGUAAAAACACACUUUAAUAACAGGAAGGUUUUUCUUCACUUCAGGUUUGGCGUUUUGUUUUGCAGUGAAAUAAAUUUCCCAGCAGAAA